GUUUUUAUCCAUUGGAUUUAGUUUGGUUAAACCAACCGUACCACCUCUGACUUCAAUAUUUGCUUCCAAUGGCCAAAUCAUAGCCCCUAAUUUAGCUACGGAUCUUGAUUAGUGUUACUCAGAGGGUCACAUGUGGGGACGUGUUAUUACUUGGCAGAUGUUUACCAAAAAAAUGAAAAAGAUGGGAAGUUCCUCUGAGAUUGAUGAAACUGAUCCCACUGAGGAGACUGUAUCAGCUGAUGACUCACACAGUGAUGACAACAAUCUGGGAACUCUGGAAGGAUCUCAAUAUUCAAAGCACCGACAUGUCAAGUAUACCUUCUUCAGCUCACCAAAACCCAAGGGACGCCGUUUUGGCAAAAUAGACACCGAAAGAGAUAUGGCUCCUAUGGACUCUGUGUACCAAACAGAAAGCAAAAUGUCUCCAACCAUUAAGUUCCAGAUAAGUUCUGAUAGAGGGAAAUAUGGUAACCAGUUGGUCAGACAAAGUUCUUCCGUGGAAUCCACCACAAGUUGCAAGGACAGAACAUUUAAGCUGUAUGAUCGGAACAGGAUUUUUGAAGCUGCAGCUUACGGGGACUGUGAUGAGCUUGAUGAUCUACAGAUGUAUUUGCUUAGAACCCACAAACGCCUCACUAAUCAAGAGUUCAAAGAACCAGAAACGGGCAAGACGUGCCUCCUUAAAGCUAUGUUAAAUCUGAGUAACGGAAAAAAUAGCACUAUCCAACUGUUACUGGAGAUCGCAGAGAAGACCGGUAAUUUGAAAGAAUUCAUUAAUUCAUGUUACACAGACACCUACUACAGAGGUCAGACUGCUCUUCAUAUUGCUAUUGAAAGAAGGAACAUGGACCUUGUUGAACUGUUGUUACAACAUGGAGCAGAUGUCCAUGCACGAGCAGACGGGGAAUUCUUCAGGAAAGCAAAAGGAAGACCUGGAUUCUAUUUUGGUGAGCUGCCGCUGUCCCUUGCAGCUUGCACUAAUCAAAUUGAGAUAGUCCGAUACCUUCUACAGAACCAGUACUCUGCAGCCAACAUUGCUGCUCAGGAUAGCUAUGGAAAUACAGUGCUGCAUGCUCUGGUAGACAUCGCGGACAACACUCAGGAGAACACAAAGUUUGUGACCAAGAUGUAUAGCGAGAUAUUAGUUUUGGGCGCUCAGAUUGAACCUUCACUUAGACUGGAAGAUAUAGGCAACAAGAAAGGUCUGACUCCUCUGACACUCGCAGCAAAAACUGGCAAAAUUGGGGUUUUUGCCUAUAUCCUCAGGAGGGAGAUUAAAAAUCCAGAGUGCAGACAUCUUUCACGAAAGUUUACUGAAUGGGCGUAUGGACCAGUGCAUUCUUCUUUGUAUGAUCUCUCUGGUGUGGACACCAUUGAUAAAAACUCAGUUCUUGAAAUCCUCGCUUACAGCAGUGAGACACCAAACCGUCAUGAUAUGCUUUUGGUGGAGCCCCUCAACAGACUGUUACAAGACAAAUGGGACCGUUUUGCUAAACGAGUCUUCUACUUCAACUUUGUGGCAUACGUAGCACAUGUUGUCAUCUUUACUGUAGCUGCCUACUACCGACCAGUGGAUGGAAAUCCUCCCUUUCCGUUGACGAGUGACAGUUACCUUCGAUCCACUGGGGAGCUUUUUACUGUUUUUGGAGGAAUAUAUUUCUUUUUUAGAGGGAUUCAGUAUUUUAUGCAGAGACAUCCAUCUCUGAAGACAAUACUUGUCGACAGCUACAGUGAGGUUCUGUUCUUCACCCAGUCCCUGUUUCUGCUCUUAUCUACUAUUCUGUAUUUCGCUGGAAGGAACGAAUAUGUGGCCUUUAUGGUGAUAUGUUUAGCAAUGAGCUGGGUUAAUGUGCUGUAUUACACGCGAGGAUUUCAACAAAUGGGUAUCUACGCUGUGAUGAUUGAGAAGAUGAUCAUAAGAGACAUGCUGAGAUUUAUGUUUGUCUACAUCCUAUUUCUUGUGGGAUUUGCAGCAGCUUUGGUGACACUUAUUGAAGAUGGAGAAAUCAAGGAAGAAACUAUUGCAAAACGACCUUGCAAAAUUGGCCCGUCCUCAUACAACAACUUGUACUACACCUGCCAGGAGCUGUUUAAGUUUGCAAUCGGAAUGGGAGACUUGGAAUUCACUGACAAUUACAAAUAUAAGCCCAUAUUUAUCCUGCUUCUGAUCACAUAUGUUAUUCUUACCUACAUCCUCCUACUUAACAUGUUGAUAGCUCUGAUGGGAGAAACGGUCAGUAAGAUUGCUCAGGAGAGUAAAAGUAUCUGGAAAUUGCAGAGAGCUAUUACUAUAUUGGACAUAGAGAAAAGCUUCAUGAACUGCUUGAGGAACACAUUCAGAUCAGGGAAAUCUGUGCUGGUGGGACUGACACCUGACGGGAAGGAAGAUUAUAGGUGGUGCUUCAGGGUCGAUGAGGUGAACUGGACCAAGUGGAACACUAACUUAGGGAUAAUCAACGAGGACCCUGGAAACUGUGAAGGAAUUAAACGUGUCUUGAGUUCUUCAUUCCGUCGGGGUAGAACGAGGAAAUGGAAGACAUUGGUUUCUUUCAAAACGGACAGAGCGAAAGUCCCAGAUGAAGCUGGGGAACCGCUGCAAACCAUCACAGAAACGAAAGCUGAACAAGAACCCAGCGAUGAUUUGACCAUGAAAGCGGUUCUGACCACCUAGAUUACUAUCGCCAUCCUCUAUACUUCGGAUAUGUAGGUUUACUGUAACAAGGAAAACACAGAUCUCUAACAACAAAUUAUUUAUUUGAAACAUACCAUAUAUUGGAGUAUUGUUACAAUGCCAGUUAGUUGAACCCUUUGCUUUUUAAAUAUUGUAUACAACCAUCUUCAUUUAAAAAAAAAAAACACCCCAAAAAAACACAAUGUCAAGUCACCCAAGGCAUAAAAGAACCAUAAAUGUUAAUGGACUACAAUUCACAUCAUCCUUCAUGCCAAGCAAGGAACCUGCUUCUAUGUUACUCCAUAUCAGUGGAUUGCCUGAUAAAGCAGCUUGACUGUGGAUGGUGGGGAAUCGAAACAAACUCUAAGUUUGAUGGUGGUAGCCUGAAUGAUACAGCUUCAGCAUCCCCC
Messenger RNA from Pelobates fuscus (common spadefoot toad), 3081 nucleotides. It is a transcript of the gene TRPV1, whose product is annotated as transient receptor potential cation channel subfamily V member 1. Gene Ontology annotation, cellular component: plasma membrane. The coding region runs from base 131 to 2671 and encodes 846 amino acids. Gene Ontology annotation, biological process: calcium ion import across plasma membrane. Gene Ontology annotation, molecular function: calcium channel activity; protein binding. NCBI's taxonomy places the organism in Eukaryota, Metazoa, Chordata, Amphibia, Anura, Pelobatidae. The transcript is spliced from 16 exons. The record is from RefSeq and is a predicted model, not a curated record.